AUGACCACAGCACUGAGGAUGCUUGCUUAUGGAGUAGCAGCUGAUUUUAUGGAUGAAUAUGUGAGAAUAGCAGAAACCACUGCAAUAACCAGUUUGAAAAAAUUUAUUGCAGCAGUGGUUGCUAUUUUUUCAGAGGAAUACUUGAGGUCACCAAACAAUGAAGACAUCGCUAGAUUGUUAGCCCAUGGCCAAAACCGUGGAUUUCCAAGCAUGUUGGGAAGUAUUGAUUGCAUGCAUUGGAAAUGGAAAAAUUGUCCAACUGCAUGGAAAGGGAUGUAUUGUGGUCAUAUUUGUGAGCCAAGUAUUAUUUUGGAAGCAGUGGCUUCAUAUGAUCUUUGGAUAUGA
Messenger RNA from Quercus robur (English oak), 345 nucleotides. RefSeq lists its product as uncharacterized. Lineage: Eukaryota; Viridiplantae; Streptophyta; Magnoliopsida; Fagales; Fagaceae. The record is from RefSeq and is a predicted model, not a curated record. The coding region runs from base 1 to 345 and encodes 114 amino acids. The transcript has a single exon.